CCACCGUCAGCCCAAAUGAGAUGCCAUCAUCAUUGACACGCGUGAGAAUGGUGUCCAACUCUCUCCAUCAGACAAUAACAAGGAAACUUAUCAAUUCAAGGAGUGUUGCUUCAAUAUUGACCGCUUCUAGCCACGCCAUUUUCUUUUCAACUCUACCCCGAAUGGCACAACCUAUCCUAUCAUGUCCUAUUGACGCAGAGCCACUUGACCGCUAUAAAAAAGGUGGCUACUAUCCAACUACACUAGGUAGCUUCCUGGCGGACGGGAGAUAUAAGAUACUGCAUAAACUAGGAUGGGGGGGCUACUCAACAGUUUGGGUUGCAAGAGAUCAAAGGGAAGAGACUUAUGUCGCCGUCAAAAUCUGCGUAUCUGAGGAAAGAAACGAUAGAAAUCAGCGAGAGCUCGAUGUUCUGAAAAAGCUGACAUCGACACACUCCAGCUCUCGACAUAUUAUGCGUAUGCUUGAUCACUUUGACAUAGACAGUCCAAACGGAACGCAUCGCUGCCUAGUCCUUGAGCUUCUAGGCCCAAGCGUUCCUGAUAUGAUAGAAGCACGCUUCACGGAUGGAAGGCUUCCUGGAAACCUUGCGAAAGUUGUUGCCAAACAGGCUCUAUGUGGACUCGAUCUUCUACACGAACAGAAAAUUGCACAUGGAGAUCUUCAUACUCGUAACUUAGCUUUUGUUAUGCCUCCCAUGGACAAAAUUCCCGAGCAUGAAUUGAUCAAAAUAUUAGGGAAACCAGAGAUCGGGCAUGUCAAGAGAAAUGAUGGUAGGAGUUUAGGGCCUGGUAUACCCGAGUAUAUCGUUAGACCUGCAAGGACAUGUUCAUGGCCUCUAUCACACACGAUUAAACUAAUUGAUUUUGGUGAAUCAUUUUUGCAGCACAACGUUCCUCAGACUCUUCACACGCCACUGGCAGUCCGGGCACCUGAAGUUAUAUUCCAGGACCAUUUGGAUUAUCGCAUUGACCUCUGGAGCCUGGGAUGUAUGCUGUUCGAACUAUUCGUCGGCCAGCCUCCCUUUGAUAGCUUGUUCACAACACCCGGGAUUCUUGUUGAACAAAUGCAAGAGAUUACAAAUGAAGCGCUACCGGAAAGAUGGCUGGAUAUAUGGGCAAAAAUGCGUGAUGGCGCUGUCACGGAAAGCUCGGGGCCUGGAUUACAAGAAUGGUUGGAGCAGGUAUAUUUUGAUGGCGAGCAAAAAGAGGACCUGACAAAGGAGGAUAUUGUCAAGCUGGGACAUAUUAUUCAAAAGUUGCUACGGUUGGAGCCGUCUGCCAGGGCAUCGGUGAAGGAAAUUGCAAACGACCCUUGGUUCGGAGACUGAAAUAUAAAGCGCAUAUAGUAUUAUGCAUAUGCUGAUGAUACAGAAAAACCGAUAUUUUAUUUUAGGCACACGGUAGCAUACAUAGUCAUUGAAUGUUGGGGUUGCAUUUCACACCACCAAUACCGUUAAUCCGGAGGGAAGAAUCCACUUCAUGCCUAGCCCUGGAUACAGAUUCAAUUGCCUCCCUCGUGUUCGCCCAUGGACUACUGUCUGUGUCAGGAAUAAUGGAAUUUC
Molecule: messenger RNA, 1562 nt
Organism: Aspergillus ibericus CBS 121593
Lineage: Eukaryota; Fungi; Ascomycota; Eurotiomycetes; Eurotiales; Aspergillaceae
Product: kinase-like protein
Exons: 4
Coding region: 162-1328 (388 amino acids)
Biological process (GO): protein phosphorylation
Molecular function (GO): ATP binding; protein kinase activity
Source: RefSeq, a predicted model, not a curated record